AUGGACGUGCGUCACGUGCCCGUCGUGGACGUCAGUGCACUCAUGGCAUUGCCGACCGACGCCCACGUAGACGAGGCAGUGCGUGACGCUCGGGCGAGCGGCUUGCACGCGACUAUUUCCGAAAUCCGGGCUGCUGCUACCGACUGGGGUUUCUGGUACAUUACAAAUCACGGUUUAUCAAAACACGAGCUGGCGACAUUUCAAAACCAGAUGCGGUCGUUCUUUCGUCUGUCAUUGGAUGUGAAACGGCGUGUCGCGCGUGGUGUAUUAAAUUCCAGAGGCUAUUUCGACAACGAAUUAACUAAAAACAAGACUGAUUGGAAAGAGUGUUUCGACGUGUCUGGGAUUCAAGAAGAUGGCCCGACAAAGCAUCCAAAGCACGAACGGAUGGGCGAAGAUGAGAAUCAAUGGCCUCUGGAAGUGCUUUUGCCUGGCUUUAGUCCAGGGAUUCUCGAGUAUUACUGCAAGAUGGAACGUCUGUCACGUCGACUGGUGAAAGUGUGUGCUGCUGCUUUGGGGCAAGAGCCAACGGUGUUUGAUCCUUUUUUUAACGAGGACAACUCGAGUUUCUUGCGGUUGAACCACUACCCGGUUGCUCCCAUGCCAGACAAGACAAUGGGCGUGCAUCACCAUACAGAUGCUGGAGCUUUGACGAUUCUACUGCAGGAUGACGAGGUGGCGUCGUUGCAGGUGUUGCACCGGGAGUCCAAAACGUGGACGCUCGUUCCACCUCGAGAAGGCACGUUCGUUGUGAACGUCGGUGACAUGAUGCAGGUGUGGUCGAACGACGUGUUUGUCGCGCCGUUGCACCGCGUCCUGGCUAAUGGCUGCACUGAUCGGUUCUCCGCGCCGUUUUUCUACAAUCCAUCGUACAAGACUCAGGUGCAGCCUCUUGUGGGAAAAGAAGGUGAGGACGAACCUCGUUAUCGUCCAUUGAGUUGGCGCGCGUUUCGUCAGGCGCGGUUCCAAGGUGACUAUGCUGAUAGUGGCAAGGAAGUGCAGAUUGGUGACUAUAAAAUCCUCGGCCCUAUCGAUGUGGCCAAUUCGUGA
Molecule: messenger RNA, 1050 nt
Organism: Peronospora matthiolae
Lineage: Eukaryota; Oomycota; Peronosporomycetes; Peronosporales; Peronosporaceae
Source: the annotation of a GenBank genome assembly